Messenger RNA from Cucumis sativus (cucumber), 1644 nucleotides. RefSeq names its product ornithine carbamoyltransferase, chloroplastic. Gene Ontology annotation, molecular function: amino acid binding; ornithine carbamoyltransferase activity. Gene Ontology annotation, cellular component: intracellular membrane-bounded organelle. The coding region runs from base 319 to 1455 and encodes 378 amino acids. NCBI's taxonomy places the organism in Eukaryota, Viridiplantae, Streptophyta, Magnoliopsida, Cucurbitales, Cucurbitaceae. Gene Ontology annotation, biological process: L-citrulline biosynthetic process. The transcript has 5 exons. The record is from RefSeq and is a predicted model, not a curated record.
UUGUUGGUUCCGAAGCCGAAAAGCCAUCAACAAAAGCACACAACAAUGAAUGAAUGAGUGAGUGAAUGAAGGAAGGAACGAAUGAGGAGUGCAUAAGGGAAAGCCUCAUUUUCAUUUUGUUUUAUAUUGGACUUCCCAAACGAAAUUACUUUGACAUAUAAAAUCGGUUGAUUCAAUACAUUUCCAAAAAACUACAAAAUCAAACCUACCAGAUUCUACCUCCUCCGAUUCCGAUACUUAUACUCCUCCGCUAAUCGGAAUCGGUACUUCCCAUAACCCUCCAUUUCCAUUUCCAUUUCCAUUUCCCACCCCGAAGCAAUGGCAGCCCUCUGCUCUCACUCCACUAUUCCAUCUCAUAAACACUCCCUCUCUACUCACUUCUGCUCCACCAACUCUCUUCCGCCACCCCUCAAGUUUUUUGGUCGCCUUUCCGCCUUUCCUCUCCCUUCUCCCUCUAGGUUUCCUCUUCCUUUUCCUUCUAUCUCUUGCCACGCCUCUGCUACUUCACCUCCUUCCCUCCAAUCCAAAGUGAAAACAGAGAAGAAGGAUUUCCUUCACCUCAGCGAUUUUGAUAAAUCCACCCUCUUGAAGAUCUUAGACCGUGCAGUUGAAGUUAAGGCGCAACUGAAAUCUGGUGAUAGGUCAUUUCUCCCAUUUAAAGGGAAGACAAUGGCGAUGAUCUUUGCAAAACCAUCCAUGAGAACCAGAGUUUCAUUUGAGACUGGUUUCUUCUUGCUAGGGGGCCAUGCCAUAUAUUUAGGGCCUGACACUAUCCAAAUGGGUAAAAGAGAGGAAACUAGGGAUAUUGCUCGUGUUUUGUCUCGCUAUAAUGAUGUCAUCAUGGCUCGUGUAUUUGGUCACCAGGAUAUUCUUGAUUUAGCUAAAUAUUCCACCGUACCGGUAAUAAAUGGCCUGACGGAUUACAACCAUCCAUGUCAAGUAAUGGCUGAUGCACUCACUAUGAUUGAACACAUUGGCAAGUUAGAAGGAACUAAGGUCGUGUAUGUUGGAGAUGGAAAUAACAUGGUGCACUCAUGGUUGUUGCUGGCAUCAGUUGUACCCCUCCACUUUGUUUGUGCGUGUCCUAAAGGUUUUGAGCCAGAUAAGAAUACAGUUGAAAAGGCCCGACAAGCUGGAGUUAGCAAGAUUGAGAUUACCAAUGAUCCCAAGGAAGCAGUGAAAGGAGCUGAUGUUGUAUACUCAGAUGUCUGGGCCAGCAUGGGACAAAAAGAGGAGGCUGAUUAUCGGCGCCAAGUGUUUCAAGGCUUCCAGGUUAACGAAGAGCUGAUGAACUUAGCAGGUUCAAAGGCUUAUUUCAUGCAUUGCCUACCAGCAGAGAGAGGCGUAGAGGUAACAGAUGGAGUAAUUGAGGCUCCUAACUCCAUUGUCUUUCCUCAAGCUGAGAAUCGAAUGCAUGCGCAGAAUGCUAUAAUGCUUCAUGUUCUUGGCUUAUGAUUGUGUCAGUCAGCAUCUAAUCAUGCAAUUUUGCCAAUUUAUGUUUCAAUAAUACCAUAUGCCAAAGUUGGCUUCUGAUCUCUACUACUUUUUUUGUACUGUCUAUUUUGUUUCUCGCACGUAACCAGGAACCCACUUUUUUGCAAUUGGAAUUUGUCACGAGCCUCCCCUUUUGCUUUUUCUUCCUUA